GCUGUAAACGGGGCCCUCGAGUGCGGGCCAGGACAGUUUCAUUCGACACGGGAAGCUGUUUCAGCGGGGGAAUAGAAGUUUCGUCCCUUCGUUCCUCGUUCGCUCCGCUUCGGCGCUUCCCACGUUUCCGAUCGCCUUGAGGCCGAGCGAAGCGUAGCUUGCUCAAGAGAUCCAAGUCGUUUUUUGCAGCCAUACGAACUGUUCAUGUUUUUUUUUUCUGUGCAGAGAUUGACGAGCCCUCGCCCUCUCCCUCUCCCUCUCGGGGGCGUUAGUAGCUGAGGGAGUUGGCGACCGUGGCAUUGGGGUUGGGCGCUGGAAAGGGGAAGACGGUAGGUUGGCUCCCCUUUGCUGUAAUUGAUCUCAGUCGGUUUCUUCUCAUUUUCCUGCACAAUCACGGCCAUCGCCUUAUCUGGAGGCAGUAGUCACUCCAGGGAGGACAGAAAGAGGGAAGGUCCACAUAGCCAAUUCACAACGAAUUUAGGGAAUAAUGGGGUUAAAGAAGGUUGGCAAAUAUGAUGUCGGCGGAACAAUUGGACAGGGGACCUUCGCCAAGGUUAAGGUUGCUGUCAAUACAGAGACCAGUGGGAGCGUUGCCAUCAAAGUCCUUGCAAAGAAUACCAUCCUCGAGCAUAAGAUGGUCCAUCAGAUAAAGAGAGAAAUAUCCAUAAUGAAGAUUGUGAGGCACCCGAACAUAGUAAAACUACAUGAGGUUUUAGCCAGCUCAACAAAGAUAUACAUCAUCCUGGAACUUGCCACUGGUGGUGAAUUAUUUGAUAAGAUUGUACACCAACGAAGACUUAGUGAGAAUGAGUCUAGACGGUACUUUCAGCAGCUUAUUGAUGCAGUAGACUACUGCCAUAGCAAGGGUGUGUACCAUAGGGAUUUGAAGCCUGAAAAUCUUCUCCUUGACUACCAAGGAAACUUGAAAGUCUCAGAUUUUGGACUGAGUGCAUUACCCCAAAAAGGUGUUGGACUUCUUCGUACAACUUGUGGUACUCCCAAUUAUGUUGCCCCUGAAGUACUUGGUCAUCAAGGUUAUGAUGGUUCUGCUGCUGAUAUAUGGUCAUGUGGUGUCAUUCUAUUUGUCCUGAUGGCUGGAUAUCUUCCAUUUAAUGAGGUGGAUCUCCCAACUUUGUAUAAAAUGAUCAAGGCUGCAGAAUUUACUUGCCCAAUACACUUCUCUUUAGGCGCUAAGUCAUUGAUACAUCGAAUACUUGAUCCAAACCCCAAAACUCGAAUUAGCAUUGAAGGUAUUAGAAGCGAUGGAUGGUUCCAAAGAAAUUAUAUUCCCAUUCGACUGGGCAUAGAGGAAGAAGUCAAUUUAGAUGAUAUUGAUGCUGUUUUUAAUGAUAUUGAGAUAUUGAUAGUGCAAACAGUGUUUAUGCACCAUAACACCAACAAAGCUCCAAUCUCCAUGGCUUGGCAUCUGAAACAGUUUAGAUUUUCUUUUCCACAGGAUCAAUAUGUAACUGAGCAAGUGCGAGAUAAUGAUACUGGGCCUCUUAUAAUGAAUGCCUUUGAGAUGAUAACUUUAUCUCAAGGGUUGAACCUUUCAGCUUUAUUUGAUAGACGCCAGGAUUAUGUGAAACGUCAAACUCGGUUCAUUUCACGCCAACCAGCAAAUACCAUUGUAGCAACAAUAGAGGCUGUAGCAGCAUCUAUUGGUCUAAAGGUCCAUUCUCAAAACUUUAAGAUGAGGCUCGAAGGAUUAUCUUCAAAUAAGAUGCAUCAGCUUGCUGUUGUGCUAGAGGUCUUUGAAGUGGCACCUUCACUUUUCAUGGUUGAUGUUCGGAAGGUUGCUGGUGAUACCCUAGAAUAUCACAAGUUUUACAAGUCGAUGUGCAAUAAGCUGGAGAGUAUUAUCUGGAAGCCAAAAGUAGACGCUAAGUCAGGUCUUCUCAGAACAAAGACUUCUUGAUAUCAACCUGAAACACAGAUGAAUCCGUACAGAAGAAUAGUUCUGCUUGGGAACUGUCUAUCCACUGCUCGCUUCACGGCUCAGUAUUGUUUAUGAUUAGCCAAUAGAGCUUGUAGGUUGUAUCGCAUAAUGUAUCAGUGUGAUUAUGUAGCUGGUGCUAAAUGAGGUGGACAAGAUUAACGAGGAACACUGUAGUUCAGAAAUUUAGUUGUCUUGAAGGCUUCUGUAAUAGUUAUCUAAUUCAUGUU
This is a messenger RNA of Zingiber officinale, 2166 nucleotides long. RefSeq names its product CBL-interacting protein kinase 24-like. The transcript is spliced from 16 exons. Lineage: Eukaryota; Viridiplantae; Streptophyta; Magnoliopsida; Zingiberales; Zingiberaceae. Gene Ontology annotation, biological process: signal transduction; protein phosphorylation. Bases 488 to 1918 code for a protein of 476 amino acids. The record is from RefSeq and is a predicted model, not a curated record. Gene Ontology annotation, molecular function: ATP binding; protein kinase activity.